Messenger RNA from Stegodyphus dumicola, 2652 nucleotides. RefSeq lists its product as uncharacterized. The record is from RefSeq and is a predicted model, not a curated record. Gene Ontology annotation, biological process: regulation of DNA-templated transcription. Gene Ontology annotation, molecular function: RNA polymerase II cis-regulatory region sequence-specific DNA binding; DNA-binding transcription factor activity, RNA polymerase II-specific. NCBI's taxonomy places the organism in Eukaryota, Metazoa, Arthropoda, Arachnida, Araneae, Eresidae.
AAGAAGUCAUUUAGACAGAAGGUUCUUUAAAGAGUCAUAUGCUUGUUCACACAGGAGAGAAACCACAUGUGUGUGAAGUUUGUCAGAAGUCAUUUAGUCAUAAGUCUUCAUUAAGCAGACAUAUGUUUGUUCACACAGGAGAGAAACCUCAUGUGUGUGAAGUAUGUAAUAACUCAUUUAGCCUCAAGGAUUCUUUAACUUCUCAUAUGCUUAUUCACACAGGAAAGAAAACUCAUGUGUGUGAAGUAUGUAAGAUGUCAUUUAGUGCUUUAAAAAGCCAUAUGCUUAUUCACACAGGAGAAAAACGUCAUUUGUGUCAAGUAUGUAAAAGGUCAUUUAGACAUAGGAGUUCUUUAAGGAUUCAUAUGCUCACUCACACAAAAGAAAAACCUUAUAUGUGUCAAGUAUGUAAGCAAUUAUAUAGACACAUGCAGGCUUUGAAGAAUCAUAUGCGUAUUCACACAGGAGAGGAACCUUAUAUCUGUGAAAUAUGUAAGAAGUCAUUUAGGCUUAAGGACAGUUUAAACAGUCAUAUGUUUAGUCACACAGUUGAGAAACCUCAUGUGUGUGAAGUAUGUAAGAAGUCAUUUCGUCGUAAGAGUCAUUUAACCAGUCAUAUGUUUAUUCACACAAUUGAGAAACCUCAUGUGUGUGAAGUAUGUAAGAAGUCAUUUUGUCAGAAAGGUAAGUUAACCAGUCAUAUGGUUGUUCACACAGGAGAGAAAUCUUAUGUUUGUGAAGUAUGUAAAAAGGCAUUUAGUCGUAAGGGUAGUUUACACACUCAUAUGCUUAUUCACACAGGAAAGAAAUCUCAUGUGUGUGAAGUAUGUAAAAAGUCAUUUAGUCAGAAGAGUAAUUUAUAUAGUCAUAUGCUUAUUCACACAGGAGAGAAACCUCAUGUGUGUGAAGUAUGUAGGAAGUCAUUUAGACACAAGAUUACUUUAACCAAUCAUAUGCGCAUUCACACAGGAGAAAAUCCUCCUGUAGAAAACGUCCUUGUGAAGAAUGUUAGAGGUAAAGAAGAAUAAGGGUAAAUUUAACAGGCGAAUGCAUAUUCACACAGCAGAGAAAACUUGUGUAUGAGGUAUGUGAAAAUUCAUUUUUAGUAAAUGAUGAGUAAAAUAUGCAUAUCCCACUGAACAGAGAAAUCUCUCAUGUUAUGUAUGUAACAAUUCAUGUGGAUAGUAGAAUAAUUUGAAGACUUAUAUGUUGGCCUACACAACAAGAGAAACCUGCCUUUUGAGGAGAUGUUAAAUUAGUACCAGGCUUUAAUUAUCAGUGCAGUAAUGAUUUGUCCAGCAGCAAACAGACCUCAUUUUUUUGGGUUGCAAGUCAGUUUUAACAGAUGUCAGUAUUAAGUGGUAGCAAAAUUCUUGCAAUUUAGAGAUUCAUUUAGUAGCAGAACUUUAGAUAUAGAGGCAUUAUAACGUGUGAUAUAAAAGGUACUGCUGACCCUGUGUGCUGUUUGUAAAUUGUCAUUUGAUACAAAUAAGGAAUAAACCAUUUAUUUCCUUCCAAAAAACAAAGAAACAAAACAAAAACCUUCAUUUGUGUAAGAUAUAUCUCAAGUGUUUUUUAAAUAAUCUUAAGUUAAAGCUAACUUUGCUACUAUCCUGUCCUAAAGGGUCUAAAGCUGUUUAUACCAAACUUGAUUGAGAAGCUCUUAUUCAGAAUGUGUUUUGCAGUUCUUUCACCUUUUUCAAAAUUUGAGUGCUUGAUACUGGAUUCUAAUUUUCACAGUUUUUGUAUAAUUCGUGUUCAGUGUUACGUCUGUGACCUACCAAAAUGCAUUUUGUUCAUCAUAUGUUUGUUACUGCUUUGAUAUACUUCUGAUACUGCAAUUCUGAAGAAUGGCUAAAUAUUUCAUCCACAUGUGUUUUAUUAUGAUGAAAUACUAAGACCUGCAGUUAAAUUACAUAAUUCCUUUUUUUACAUCAUUUUGACCUAGGUAGAGGUAUUAUUAGCAAAUAUUAUUCUCAGUAUUAUUAUCGAGCUUCAAUAUCAAAUGCGUCAAGUGUAUAACAUUCACAAAGCCAGUAUAGUGGUAUAACAUAGGAAACUGAGUUCUCAUAGUCAAUCCAGGACAUGCAUCAAAUAGAAACUGCCAAAUAUAUUCAGUCAGUCCUGGAUGUACCAAAUAAAGCAAGCUGAUGAGAGAAGCACCUAAGAAAAAAUUUAGGGGAAUUCACUACGGAAAUAUCGUUUUUAAGCAGGACAGAACAGCGUCAAUGAUAAUGGCUUUAAGCAAGCCACAACAUGCUUUGUGACACCAGAAAACAAAGUCUGAUAUUUCACCGAAGACCCACAGCUUUUGUCAUUGCUCAGCAAAACAUUGAAAUUCCUAUAGGAGGAAGUUUUGUAGUAUGAGUGGCAAAAUUUUCUAGACAGCCAUUUCAGGCAGAUGCUACAUGCAUAUCUGGAUUGCCACAUAAAAAAUUUUUGGUGACAUGCUGCAUUACCUCAUCAGCAAUUUGUCAAGGCUUUCGUGUGUGUAUAAUCAGAAAUUAUUGAAAAUAUAGUAAAACACAGAUAUGAAUACAUUAUCUGAAGGAAACCAGCACAAUACUUGUUUUUAUCUAAGCGAAGUUUUUAUAUUAUGAAGAGCAUUUAACAAUUUAAGAUAAAGUAACAAAUAAAGUAAUUCAUGGUUAA